AUGGCCGUCAUCUGGGGGCUGGAUCUCAAAGAGAUCCAAUGGAGCAAAUUCAAGAGCUCGUACAUGUUCACGCGCGAAUACCACCUGCGACGCACGAAGAUGAUCGUUUACCAGCUCGCGAUGAUUCUGUGUGUCUGCUCCGAAUCAACAGGGACGGCGGCGUUGUCGGACUACGUCGACCAGCAAACCGAGAUCGAAAGCCAACACCCCGGGAUAUACGUCUGGAACAACGACUUCAUCGGCGCCGCGUCGUAUAACAUCUUCUGCGGGGUAGCGGUGGCCUUUAUCUUCGGUGGCGCGUUCUUCUUCGACCUGUUCUGGCCGGAGCGGCACGAGAGCAGAUCGGUCCGGUUGGCGUGGAAGAUCUGCGCGGUGGUCGUGUCGGUUAUGAUGCUUAGUUCGGCGUUGACGAUGACGAUUAUCACCGCGAUGCACAGCGCGCGCAUCGAUGGGACGGAUGCGCAGACGGCCCGGACGUUUUGGGAGGAGGUCGAGAAGAAGCCGGCUUUGAAAUAUCGAACCAACCCCAAGGCCCUCGCGUCGGUGGUGCUCUCCUGGCCGGGAUUUCUCUUUACGGUGGCGAGCACCGUCAUCCUCUUCAUGUCGCAACGUCACGACGACCAAUACGGACCCAAGUCCGGCUACGGUCGAGAGCUGGAGGAGGGCGCCGCGCACGAUCGUGCCGCCGCGAUCGGGGAAAAGCCCGAGGGCAGCGAAUAAGCCCGCCGCCAGGAGCCUAUCUAUGCCCUCAACACUGUAACUGUACACUAUUGUAUGCGAUGAUAUUCACCGGUUAUGAUGUACAAAGGGAGGAAGACCAUAAAUAAUGUCUUUGGUUCACGCGGCGCAUUUUUUGACGACCUUUUUAUGACAUGUCAAUAGAGGAUAGAUCUGGUCUGGGAAUGGAAUUAUUUUGGAU
Messenger RNA from Aspergillus heteromorphus CBS 117.55, 919 nucleotides. RefSeq lists its product as uncharacterized. Lineage: Eukaryota; Fungi; Ascomycota; Eurotiomycetes; Eurotiales; Aspergillaceae. The record is from RefSeq and is a predicted model, not a curated record. The transcript has 5 exons. Bases 1 to 720 code for a protein of 239 amino acids.